This is a messenger RNA of Octopus sinensis (East Asian common octopus), 4096 nucleotides long. RefSeq names its product Krueppel homolog 1-like. Bases 1580 to 4024 code for a protein of 814 amino acids. NCBI's taxonomy places the organism in Eukaryota, Metazoa, Mollusca, Cephalopoda, Octopoda, Octopodidae. Gene Ontology annotation, molecular function: RNA polymerase II cis-regulatory region sequence-specific DNA binding; DNA-binding transcription factor activity. The transcript has 3 exons. The record is from RefSeq and is a predicted model, not a curated record. Gene Ontology annotation, biological process: regulation of transcription by RNA polymerase II.
GGGGGCACCGGUGUAAAAGUCCCGGGGAAAAUAUAUCCGACAUUUCGGGGCUAAAAGUAAAAAAAAAAAAACAUAAAGUGGCGAGUAGCCUUGAGACACGGGUCGAAGUGAAUCGAUGGAGGAGGCAAGAAAUUAGUGAAAUACACCAACGUCAGGAUAUUGAAUCAACCUGUAUACACCCUGAGAGAAUCCAUUGCUGACCAUCCAGUGCAACUAAAGAACAAGACCUGCUGUCCGUUAAUAUUUUUCCCAUGACGGUUCCUGAUCUUCUACGGGAAAUUGGAUAAACUCCAAUUAUUAUUUUGUGCUGCCAUUACAUUCCACUGAUUACAUUGUGCUAGCAUCCAGAAAUGACCCUCCCCAACUAAUACAUAUAUACACUAAUAUAUAUACCAUGAUUUCAUGUUUUGUACAGAAAUAUCUGGAUCUCAUCUGUGAACUAUAUACAGAAAUAUAAGAAUAUAUACGCUACCAUUUUAGUGGGGGACGUUUGACAAGGGUCUAUAACUAACAUGCUUUAAUAAAGGAGGAAAAAAAUUAACCCCUGCUAUUUCACAAUAUUACACUUUUUGCCAUUCCAAAAUAAAACUGACCCCUUUCAUAGAAUUUGAUCACUCCUUCUCUCCUGUAUCAUCACUCUGUUUUGUUAAGAGUUGUUGUCUAACAAGCAGACCCAUGAUCAAAGGUGCUCCAGCCAUGACCAUCCUGUCUUUUUAGGGGAUAUCUAGGACCAUAUUUUUUAAUGCUUCCUUUCCUUGUUUAAGACAGUAGGCUGUGGUUUGAGGGAUAGCUGGCUGUUACUUUUUGCAAGUCAAGUGAUUCCUUACAGACUUUUGUUAAGGGCAUAAAGAUGAUUGUACAUGUAAGGGAUAGUUUAGGGGUUAGUUACUCUGUGGAACCCCUAUUUUGUGUGUUCCCUAAAUGGACUAAUCUCCAUAUCUUUUAAUACUGCAUUAACCCUACCGCUUACCCACCUUUUAGUUGACCCCUUCCCUCACCAUGGUCCGUAGUCAGUGCCCUUUCUCUGUGUUUAAGUUUGGGCUGACUGCAGUUGAUCAGCCCCUAAUUAAACCUCAAACACAAAAUCGUUCAAGAGUUGGUCUUCAUAAAAGUAAACUGCUCCAGUCUACUUGAAUAACUGUCAUUCGUGUCUGUCACCCCAGUAUAUAACUGGUAUAGUUUAUACAUAGUUCCUUCUCCGUAGACCAUAGACAGUUAUAAGGUCUGUCUAGGCUGUGAUUAAACUGAAACUGUGGAUGUUUCUAGUCUAGUGCUCCUCUAUUUUCAGUCAUAGUGUAGUAAUUAUAUAACUAUAUACGAUUAUAUAUAUAUAUUAUAACCAUAUACAGUCACAUGUAGUUGUUGAUGAAAUAUAGUUACUCUAUGUAUGUUAAGAUGUCUAGUUAAUUAUCUAGUUAAUUACGUUACAUUUUGGUAAGUUUAUAUGUAAGUCCCUCACCAAACUGCUAGUCAUCGUCAUAUCAUCAUCUUCAUCAGUGUUAUCAAUAUCAUCAUCAAGAUCGUCAUCAGCAUACUUUCAUAGCAAUUACGCCUCAGACUCCUAAAUAGAACAAUCAGCAUGUACGCAAACCAAGAGGUUCAAUUCUCACCCGUUGUUGGAAACAAUCACUCCUACGGCUUCGGUCCGUUCACGACCCCAAGCCCAUCAACACCGCCCUUGUCCAAUCCGUACACCUAUGUCAGCUACCGGCAGUCGUACAUCGACAAGAAACCCUACAAAUGCAAUGUCUGCCGUAAGCGGUUCACCCUCCGUGCAUAUCUGAAGAAACACGAAUUGGCUCCCGAACUAGGGAAGCAUUUCAUCUGUGUCUUCUGCUGUAAAGCGUUCCCAGAAAGGGACAAGCUAAAGAUCCACGAACGGACCCACACAGGGGAACGCCCAUUUGCAUGUGAUAUCUGCCCGAUGGCUUUUGCUCGUAAAGACAAGCUAAAAAACCAUGCCAGAACUCACUCAGGAGAAAAACCAUUUGUCUGCCAUAUUUGCCCAAAAGCUUUUUCUCGAAAUGACAAAUUGAAAAUCCAUCAACGAACCCAUUCUGGGGAGAAGCCGUUUUGUUGUCAGAUUUGUACGAAAGCUUUCUCUCGGAAAGACCACCUAAACAAGCACGAACGUACUCAUACCAACCAUUACAGUUGCUCUCAGACUAUUCACCCUCACGACAAAACCAAUAUGACUUCGGUACUCUCGAAUGCAAAGUGUGGCAAUCUUUUAAAGAAGGAAUUUCUGCAUGGAGACAGACAUGACAUUUCACGCCAUUUGACCCCGGUUUCUGCUGACGAACUAUGUAAAACGAUUCCAAUUAGUGGUCUGAACACACCUGUUUUAAUGAAUACUACAGGUGUCAGCUCAGCACAGCAUCAUUCUUAUCAAGUUGCAUCAGUGUCUUCGUCUCCUCACCAACCAACAUCAGCCUCUUCCACAUCCAAGACGACAACCCUUCUAAAACAGCCGGUUCUCUCAACCCUGAACCUCGACAACCUUGCAUCGUCCCUCUGUUCCCAUCAGAAAAGUAUCUCACAGCCCCAGAGGUCUACAAACACCACGGUUUCUAUAGCAACAGCUGCACACCAACAGCCUCCACAACAACAACAUCAACAACAACAGCAGCAGCAGCAGAUGCCCUCGCAAGCUCACUACGACUGGAAACGGAACACUUCGCCGGCGUCUUCGUGGACAUGGAAUGGCUGCCCCAGUACCUUGACCAUUCCCUCCUACACAGUUGGUCAGAGAAAAGGUGACAAUCAAGGAUCAUCUGACAAUAACAUCCAAUCAUUGAUGACUCAACUACAUCUGUUGUCUUUCCUGUAUGCGUUAGAUAGAUCAGGAGUUGAGAUGGAGGGAAACAGUUGCAAUCAUAUUGGCCACCAUCACCACAAUCACCAUCACCACAACCAUCACCAUGGUCACACUCUUCACAACAGCAGCAGCAGUAAUCAACAAGCUGUCGUGCUGGCUGCGGCUAAUUUAGCAGGGGACGGUAACAUGGCGCUGUCGGUGGCACCGGGGGGUGCGACGUCCGACAAGCAGUACAAGUGCGACAUCUGCGGCAAGUGUCUGUCGCGAAGGGACCACUUGAAGCUCCACAAGCGGAUCCACACCGGUGAGCGCCCUUUCAAGUGUCAGAUCUGCGGCUGCGCUUUCUAUCGCAGCGACCACCUGGCACGGCACCGAGGCACGCAUCAGCUGGAGAAGCGGUUCAGCUGCGAGAUCUGCCGCAAGACGUUCGUGCACCGGUCGUACCUGAAGGUGCACCAGAGGAUCCACACGGGCGAGCGGCCGUUCCGGUGCCAGAUCUGCGGGUUCGCCUUCUCCCGGAAAGACCACCUCGUCAAACACAAUCGGCCGAACAAGAACGGCAUCAAAAUAAGCUGCGUGCCGCUACGCAACAACAGCAACAACAACAACAACAACAACAACGGAAGUAAUAAUGUUACCCUGGCAACAACAACAUCAAUCACAACAGAAGCCUCCCCAACACCAAUCAGCAGCAGUAACAUCAACAGCAGUAGUACUGGUGGUGGUGGUGGUGGUGGUAGUAGUAGUAGUAAUAGUAGUAGCAGUAGUAGUAGUAGUAGUAGUUCUUCAAAUACCAAUAAUAAACCUAACAAAGAUAAACAGACUAGCCCCACUACCGUUGCCGCUAACAGCUCUGGGGUGAAUACCAGUUGUGCUGUCAGUGUCAAUACAUCACAGCAUGCAGUGGUUGCUAGCCAACAAGCAAGUGCCUCGGUUGUCGACAUCUCGAGCCAACCACAGCACUCAGGGGUGAACGUUAGUCACCACCUCAACUCGAACGUGGUAGCGAGCACUCAAGCCGCCUCCUACCCGGCCGGCACCCAGGUCUACCCGCUCUACACCCAGAUGAAUCCUGUCACACAUAUCUUUCCGAGCACGAUACAGAUAUCGCCGGCGACCACGCAGAUCUUCCCUACCAUUCAAAUGUACCAAGGAGCCGUCACCGUCUCUGCCCCAGCGGCAGCACAGCUUUAUCAGACGAAAUAAAAUUUAAAAAAAAAAAACAAAAACAGACAGACAGAGAAAACAAUGAAAUUUUAAACCCGAGGAAAUUUUCAA